AGCGGACUCCAGUGAGCAUCCCGUAGCUCCCAGCGCCCACCCUGCCGGCCCCCCGAUGGCUCCCCCUGUCCGUCUGGUCCUGCUUCUCGCCGUCCUGCUCAGCCUGGCGGAGUCUCCCGUCUCUGUGCCCGUCCGCCAGGGACGAGGAGGCUGGACCCUCAACAGCGUGGGCUACCUGCUGGGUCCCGUGCUCCACCUUCCCCAGAGGGCGGACCGCGGCGGGAAGGAGAAGACAGCCCUGGAGGUCCUAGACCUGUGGAAGGCCCUUGAUGGGCUCCCCCACCCCCGCCCUCGGCGGGCCUCCAAGAGGAGCCUGAGGGAGACCUCUGCCAAGCCAGAGACUGCGGAUCUGGGCGAGUUCAGCGAGAAAGCCCCCAGGAAGGGCGAUGCCCAGCGGUCCUAGAGAUCUCCAGACCUCUGCUCCGUGUCCUUCUGUCCAGCUCCUCCUGAACCCCUUCCUGUCUCGCUCCCUCCACUGAGACUAAGAUCCUGAAAUUAGGUCCCUGAGUCUCAUGCAGGAAAUUUGGGGAGCGUUGGGAGACUUUUCUUAAAAGUCGCCAGACCGUGGCAGGUUUCACUGAUUUAUCCUCGAAUAAGUAGAAAGCGUUGUUAACAAACUCAAGAAUGAAAUCUGGGGCCAUUUAGGAGAGUCGGGGUAACGAGGGAGUAUUUCUGCCGUCCGUGCAAAGUAACUGUCUUCUUUCGGAACCAUAACUUGAGCGACUAAUAUGGUAUGAAUGUCCCAUUUGCGUCUAAGCGUCCACGAUGUCUGGCUGAGAAAGAUUCUGCCAAGUAGCGGGCUUGCCUACCGUCGUUCCCCCGCCCCCGCUGGGCGUCCUCCAGUUCGAAAGGGGGAGGGGUACCCUGGAGCAGAGUGGAGAGAAUAAAACAUUUCU
This is a messenger RNA of Lontra canadensis (Northern American river otter), 896 nucleotides long. RefSeq names its product galanin like peptide (gene GALP). Gene Ontology annotation, molecular function: hormone activity. Bases 56 to 403 code for a protein of 115 amino acids. NCBI's taxonomy places the organism in Eukaryota, Metazoa, Chordata, Mammalia, Carnivora, Mustelidae. Gene Ontology annotation, cellular component: extracellular region. The transcript has 6 exons. The record is from RefSeq and is a predicted model, not a curated record. Gene Ontology annotation, biological process: defense response to Gram-negative bacterium; antimicrobial humoral immune response mediated by antimicrobial peptide; behavioral response to starvation.